GAGGGUGUGAUAGAAUCCAGCGACAACUGAAGAAACCGGGCUCUGGCCAGAGAGGGGGGCGAGGAGGGCGGGAAAGGGCCCAUUUAUCUUUGCAUUGAUGGCUUACUUCAUGGAAUGUUUAAGGAAUCCCUCUCUCGGGAGAUACCUGAGCCUUCGGAUGCAGGGGACUCCGUGAAGUUGGGGCACUGAUGAGACCUACUUGAGUAACAGGAGAGGUUGGGCCCGACCAGCGCUGAGGUGCCAAGACUCCUAGGCUGAUUCUCCUCUGUAACCCUAGGCCUCCUGUCCCUGCCUGCCCUGGGUGCUCAUGGAACCAGCUGCUGCCCUGCACUUCUCCCUGCCAGCCUCCCUCAUCCUCCUCCUCCUUCUCCGACUGUGUGCACUGGUCUCAGCCCAGUUUACUGUCGUGGGGCCCACUGAUCCUAUCCUGGCCAUGGUGGGAGAAAACACUAUGUUACGCUGCCAUCUGUCACCCGAGAAAAAUGCUGAGGACAUGGAGGUGCGCUGGUUCCGGUCUCAGUUCUCCCCCGCAGUGUUUGUGUAUAAAGGUGGGAGAGAGAGAACAGAGGAGCAGAUGGAGGAGUACCGAGGAAGAACCACCUUUGUGAGCAAAGACAUCAGCAGGGGCAGCGUGGCCCUGAUCAUACACAACGUCACAGCCCAGGAGAACGGCACCUACCGCUGUUACUUCCAAGAAGGCAGGUCCUACAAUGAGGCCGUCCUGCAACUCAUGGUGGCAGGACUGGGCUCUAAGCCCCUCAUUGAAAUGAGGGGCCAUGAGGACGGAGGCAUCCGGCUGGAGUGCAUAUCUAGAGGGUGGUACCCAAAGCCCCUCACAGUGUGGAGGGACCCCUAUGGUAGGGUUGUGCCUGCCCUGAAGGAGGUCUCCACCCCUGCCGCAGACGGCCUCUUCAUGGUCACCACAGCUGUGAUCAUCAGAGAUAAGUCGAUGAGGAACAUGUCCUGCUCUAUCAGUGACACCCUGCUCGGCCAGAAGAAAGAAAGUGUCAUUUUUAUUCCAGAAUCCUUUAUGCCCAGCAUGUCUCCCUGUGUGGUGGCCCUGCCUAUCAUUGUGGUUUUUCUGAUGAUAAUCAUUGCCGUAUGCAUCUACUGGAUCGACAGACUCCAAAAGGAAAAAAAGAUUCUCUCAGGGGAAGAGGAGUUUGAACGGGAAACCAGAGAAAUUGCUGUAAAGGAAUUGAAGAAGGAACGUGUGCAAAAAGAGAAAGAACUUCAAGUAAAAGAGCAACUUCAAGAAGAAUUGCGAUGGAGAAGAACAGGCUUACAUGCUGAGCUCCAAUUCUUCUCAAACUGAGGGAACUGCUGGAGAGAUAGAAGGGCAGCUUCAGUAAUUCUCAGUGUGUGAGCUGCCUAGGAUCAGAGAGCCUUCAUGGAAGUGGCCACUAGAUGGGGAUCCCCCACAGACAUCUGAGACCUCUCUGGGAAUCAGGAACCACACAAUCCCCAGGGUUUCUGAGACCCCAGGCCUAAACCUGAGACUUCCUCUGCAGUCGAUGUGGUCCUGGAUCCAGACACCGCUCAUCCUGAUCUCUUGCUGUCAGAGGACCGGAGAAGUGUGAAAAGGUGCCCCCUCAGGCACCUAGGGGAGAGCGUGCCUGACAACCCAGAGAGAUUCGACAGUGAGCCUUGUGUCCUGGGCCGGGAGAGCUUCGCUUCAGGGAAACAUUACUGGGAGGUGGAGGUGGAAAACGUGAUUGAGUGGACUGUGGGGGUCUGCAGAGACAGUGUUGAGAGGAAAGGGGAGGUCCUGCUGCUUCAUCAGAAUGGCUUCUGGACCUUGGAGAUGCAUAAAGGGCAAUACCGGGCCCUGUCCUCACCUAAGAGGAUUCUCCCUUUGAAGGAGCCCCUUUGCCGUGUGGGCGUCUUCCUGGACUAUGAAGCUGGAGAUGUCUCCUUCUACAA
Piliocolobus tephrosceles (Ugandan red Colobus) is the source of this 1923-nucleotide messenger RNA. Its product is annotated as butyrophilin subfamily 2 member A2. The transcript is spliced from 7 exons. Gene Ontology annotation, biological process: T cell receptor signaling pathway; regulation of cytokine production. Gene Ontology annotation, cellular component: external side of plasma membrane. Gene Ontology annotation, molecular function: signaling receptor binding. Bases 308 to 1315 code for a protein of 335 amino acids. The record is from RefSeq and is a predicted model, not a curated record. NCBI's taxonomy places the organism in Eukaryota, Metazoa, Chordata, Mammalia, Primates, Cercopithecidae.